Chrysoperla carnea is the source of this 4671-nucleotide messenger RNA. RefSeq names its product DNA mismatch repair protein Msh2 (gene spel1). Gene Ontology annotation, molecular function: mismatched DNA binding; ATP-dependent DNA damage sensor activity; ATP binding. Gene Ontology annotation, biological process: mitotic recombination; mismatch repair. The transcript is spliced from 13 exons. NCBI's taxonomy places the organism in Eukaryota, Metazoa, Arthropoda, Insecta, Neuroptera, Chrysopidae. The coding region runs from base 54 to 3077 and encodes 1007 amino acids. Gene Ontology annotation, cellular component: MutSalpha complex; nucleus. The record is from RefSeq and is a predicted model, not a curated record.
GUUAAUGUAAACACGAGCUAUUAAAUAUUAAACUUUAUUCAGUUGAAAUCAACAUGUCAAGUAAAAAAGUGAAACGACAGAGAAUAGAAGAUGAUUUAGAAGAAAGUGUUGUUGAACCAGAGAAAAAUCACAACAGCGAAGAUGACAAUGAAGAUGAAGAAGUUUCAGGGAGUACCAGAAAGCCGAAAAGAGCUUUAGGUUUAGAUGUUGCUGAUCAAAAUUCGUUUUUGGACUUUUUACACAGUUUACCCGAAAAAUCACGAACAGUUCGAAUAUUUUCCAGAGAUGAUUACUACACCGUACAUGAAAAUGAUGCUAUUAUUGCUACCGAAAUACAUAAAUCGUUAGUGGUGAAAACUAUGGGCAGCGAUGAAAAGCUAUCCAAAUAUUUAGUAUUAAAUGCAUAUAAUUUUAAAUCAUUUUUACGCGAAUUAUUACUCGUCAAGCAAUAUCGGGUUGAGGUUUACACAAAAGAAUCUGCAAGUGGAAAUGAUUGGACAGUCGAAUAUAAAGGAUCACCAGGAAAUUUAAUACAAUUUGAAUCGAUUUUAUUUAGUGAAGAUAUACUUGUUGAGAGUUUAAUCAUUGCAAUAAAAAUUGUUUUACAAGAUGGUGGAAUUCGGGAAAUUGGUCUGGCAUGUUUAGAUCAAAAUACAGCAACAAUAACAGUAUGUGAAUUCAACGACAAUGAAUUAUUCACCGAUUUAGAAGCAUUACUCGUUCAAUUAGCACCAAAAGAAUGUUUAAUUGCUAAAAAUCAAACAGCCGAUAUGUUCCGUAUUGAAACAAUAAUGACACGUAAUAAUGUUUUGUUAACAAAAUUAAGUGAGAAAGAUUUUUCAACGGAUAAUUUAAUAAGCGAUUUAAAUCGUUUAAUAUUUUUUGAACAAUCGCAAGUAUGUGAUGCAAACAGAUUACCUGUCAUGAAAAAAAUGAUAGCACCAUGUGGUAUUGCAGCUUUGAUCAAAUAUUUAGAUUUGAUGUCAGUCGAAACUAAUUUUAAUCAAUUCAAAAUUGUUGAUUUUAAUUUAAAAGAAUUUGUACACGUAGAUGGUGCUGCUAUUUCUGGCUUAAAUAUUUUACCACCGCAGGGUCGUGAACCAACUGAAUUAAAUAGUAUUUUAGGAUGUUUUGAUGCGUGUAGCACCAGUCAAGGUCAUCGUUUAUUAGCUCAAUGGUUUAAACAACCAUUACGUGAUAUUGAUAAAAUAAAUGAACGUCACGAUAUUGUAGAAGCUUUCUAUAAGAAUACAGAUGUACGCAACACAUUACAUACAUCGUACUUAAAAAGUAUACCAGAUCUACAAGCUAUUGUGAAGAAAAUCAUGCAUAAAAAAGCAAAAUUACAAGAUUGUUAUCGUAUUUAUCAAACAGUUCAACAAUUACGUUUCAUUGUACAAGAGUUGAUGCAUGAAUCGAAUAAAGGUGUUCGUACAGUCUUGAUUGAGCCAUUACAAGAUUGUGUCAACGACAUGGCCAAGUAUCAGCAGAUGAUUGAACAAACAAUUGAUUUAGAUGCUGCUGGAGACGGGAAAUUUUUAAUUCGAUCUGAUUUUGAUGAAACAUUAGUUGAUGUAUCAGAAAUACGUAUAAAAUUAGAAGAACAAAUGAAUAACGUGUUAAGCGAUGUUACACAUGAUUUAGGUUUGGAUCAAAAAAAUGUGAAAUUAGAAUCAUGUUCACAAUAUGGUUAUUGUUUUCGUGUAACAUUACAAUAUGAACAAUCGCUACGUUCCAAAACCAAAUAUGAAAUAUUGGAUGUCAAAAAUAAUGGUGUACGUUUUACUAACAAAAAAUUAAAGGAUAUUAAUACAGAAUAUGAUGCAACUGUUAAAAGUCAUGAAGAACAACAAUCGAAAGUAGUCGAUGAUCUAAUGUCCGUUGCAGCCACAUUUACGAGUACAAUUGUUAAUAUUAAUUCAAUUAUUGCAUUAAUUGAUGUAUUCAUUGGUUUGGCUCAAACUGCAGCCAAUGCUGCAAAGCCAUAUGUACGUCCACAAAUGUUAGCAGAAGGUUCAGACAUAUUAUAUUUAAAACAAGUACGACAUCCAUGCAUUGAAUUGAAUAAAGAAUUUGUUGCUAAUGAUUGUUCUUUUAAACGACAGAAAGAAAUAUUUCAAGUAAUUACAGGUGCAAAUAUGGGUGGUAAAUCUACAUAUAUUCGAUCAAUUGGUGUGAGUGUAUUAUUAGCACAUAUUGGUGCAUUUGUGCCUUGUGAAAAAGCAACUAUACCAAUAUUUAGUGCGAUCUUAGCACGUAUUGGCGCACAUGAUGAUGAAAAUCGUGGACAUUCAACAUUUAUGGUUGAAAUGAUUGAAACAUCGGGAACAUGUCAGGCUGUCAAUGAAAAUUCAUUAGUACUAAUUGAUGAACUAGGGCGUGGUACUUCAACCUAUGAAGGUGCUGGAAUCGCUUGGGCUGUUGCAGAAUACCUGAUAGAAAAAAAAGCUUUUACUGUUUUUGCAACACAUUUUCAUGAAUUAACAUAUUUAGCUGAUGAAUUUGAUUAUGUUGUGAAUAAACAUGUAGCUGUCCAUCAUGGCGAAGGCCAACUAACAUUUUUAUAUGAAAUACGUAAUGGAGCUUGUGCUAAAAGUUAUGGUUUACCACUUGCUAAAAUCAUUGGUUUUCCCAAUUCAAUUAUUCAUCAUGCUGCUCAAACUCUCACAAGAUUGGAUCCAAGUGUUAAUAUGGAUUCAGAUAUGGAUGCAGCUGCUAAAAGAAAGUAUAUUAAGGAAGGAAAAGCUUACAUACAAUCUAUAAUAGAAAGAUUGCAAGGAUUAGAUAAGGAUAAAAUGUCAACAGAAGAAUAUAAAAAUAUUAUUGAUGAAAUCAAACAAGAAGUUAAAAAUCACUCAAAUCCUUUUAUGCAGGCUAAAUGUAAAACAGUUGAAAAUUAUUUGGAAUAUUUAAAUAAUUUUAAAUCACAAAAUGGUCGAGAAAAAUUUAGAGGUCGUAUGAAACCACCUGGAUUACAUGAACCUGUGAAUGGAACGAACGGAGUUGUUCAGGAAAAUCAUGUUGUACAUGAUGAACUGAAUGGUAUUGAAGCUGAAGCAUUCGAUGAUGAUUUUUAAAAAGUUGUUUUUAUUGUCUAAACUUAAGGUAGUAUAGCAAUAUCGAGGCUCACAGUUAAAUAAAUUUUUUUUUUAAAGUUAUUCAAGACAUCAUAGUUACCUUGGUUAGCAGAAUAAAAUUAGAAUUUUUAGCGUACCGUUUAACAGAUAUAAUUAAUUAAAACUAUGCAAAAUUACAUGGACUUUUAUGGUUGCCUUUGUUCAAUAACGCCGGUAAUUGAUGGUUUGUGAAAAAUUGGCAAAGUUGAUCUCAACAAAAAAAACUUUUCAAUAUAUAUAGAACUAUGACUUAAACGUACCUACACCGGAAAAAAAUUCUAAACGAUUUACCGUGUAGUUUUGAUUUAAUUGUUAUUAUCAUAACUAGCUGUGAACUACCCACUUCGCUGAGCCUUCUUCUUGAAUUACUCUAUCUAUUAGAAAAAACCGCAUCAAAAUCCGUUGCGUAGUUUUAGAGAUCUAAGCAUACAUAGGGACAUAGGGACAGACAGCGGGACGCGAUUUUGUUUUAUAUUGCGUAUUGAUUUAGUUCAUGUCUCUGUUGUUAAUCGAAAAAAUUAAGAAGCGUUAUAGGCGCUGAGCGCAUAUAUGAAUUGUAAAAAAUUCUUUAGAUUAUACAGGGUGGAUCAUUUUAAUCUAUAAUGGUUAAAUGCUCGUUUUGUAGUUAAACAAUCAAAAAAAUAACUUGUAGAGUUUGAUGGGGGCUGCUUUAAUAGUAAAUUCAGAUCCUUAAAGGUAAGAGAUAGAAUAACACUUUAAAUUAGAAAAUUGAUAUCAUAAAAAAAACAACAUUUAUCCAAAAUCGUUUGCUAUCGGAGGAAAUGUAACAACAGCUGAUCAUUAAAUUCGACAGUUCAAUUUUAGUCAACUACAUUUUAAAAAUGUUUUAAUGAUUUUUAAUUAUUGUUAAUACGUAUUAAUUUUGCUCAAUAAAAUAUUAAAAUAUGUUUUUUUAUUUUAUUAUAAUUUUUUUUGUAUCAUUAAUUAUAACAAAAAAAAGCAAUUCAAAAAUGGUUGCUGAGUUGACUAAACUAUUUCACGCCUCGAUACUGCUAUCCUUAAAUUACACCACUCGAAAUAAAUAGAUUGUAAGUUUUUUUGUACAUAUUUAUGGUGGCCAUUUUUGUUAGAAAUUUCUAUUUUUCCUUCUAAAAAUUAUAUGUAUAAAGACUGGUAGUUACAAUCGAAUUUUUCGAAUUACAAGUCGAGCUAAAAGAAGAUAAACAAAAAAAUUAUAUAUAAUAAAGUCAGUUUUUGCGAAAUAAAUCUUCCCUUUUUUUACUCCCUUAUAAGAAAUAAAAUCUGGAAAAAUUACAAUUUUGAGAUUACAAUGAAAAAAUUCAUUUUGAACAAACUUAAAUCUCUUCUUACUGGUUUCGGAGCGAUGUUUGUACGUACAUGUCAUUUCGAAACAUUAUGAAAAAUAAAUUAUUUCUAUUUGAUUUAUUUAAGUAGAGAAUGGAUUUGUUAGAACGAUUUCACAAGAUUGAAAGGAUAACAAACACACUUUCGAAUUGAUAAUAUCAUGUAUAGAUUGCACUUUCUUUUUUAACAAUGUUACAAUAUUUUUUGAUCAUAGAUGUAAGUUUUUUUU